AAGUGCGGUUGGCCGUUUCCUGCUUUGAGUCGAUGUGUGCACAGAAGGGAGAAGAGAAACUUCCUUGACUGUAGAGCUUAGUUUUCUGACAGCGCAGCAAGGCCGCUUUUUCUAAUGCUGUUACAUUAAUUUAAGAUAGCUAGAGAUUUACCAGAGGACCAUGAGCCGUGGAUCUAAAUCUAAAACCGAGAGCGUCCGGAGCUCCCUGCUGAGCCCACAGGAGAACGAGAAGCUGGAGGAGCUGCUGGGCAGAAGGUGUGCUUCCACAGCCACCGCGGUAGCUCAGCUGUUCAUGGCUCUGCCACACAGUCCAUCCGUGUGGAGCUUGCAGCACACUGGAGUGGUCUGCUUCGUCAAAGACAACCCCCAGCGCUCCUACUUCAUACGGAUGUUUGAUUUGAAGAUAGGGAGGACGGUUUGGGAGCAGGAGCUCUACAACCAGAUCGUUUACUCCUCGCCGCUGCCGUACUUUCACACCUUUGCUGCAGAUGACUGUCAAGUGGGACUGAACUUUGCCACGCAUCAGGAAGCCGAGGCCUUCCAAAAAGCCGUGGAGGAGAAACUCAACCAAAGGCACAACCGUCAAGACAAGAGACAGCGCCCCCUGCCGCCUGGUGAAAGAGGUUCCCUGCCUCCAAUCCCACCUGAAAAAGCAGCAUCUGGUAGCCCUGGUUCUUUUCACAUGGCCACAGUGGACAUCCAAAACCCAGAUAUCCAAUCCUCACGCUACCGCUCGAUGCCUUCACCCGCUGCUUCCUCAGUUCUGAGCAGCAAAGGCAAGAAGGACAAGAAGGGCAAGAACAAGAAAAAGGGGCCCAAACUCUCCAAAGCAGACAUAGGAGCACCCAGCGGAUUUAAGCACGUUACUCAUGUCGGCUGGGAUCCCAACAACCUUGACCCCGACCUGUCGAAGCUGCUGUCCCAGGCUGGGAUCAGUGCAGAUGAGAUGAGGGAUGAAAAUGUCUCCCAGCUCAUCUAUAAUGUCAUCGAGCAGUCUGGAGGCAUGGAGGCGGUCAAAAGGGAGGUGAACCGAGGAGCUGCUGGACCUCCACCGCCUCCACCUGGCAGACAAGGGCCUCUGCCUCCUGUGCCGGGCUCCGGUCACUCUGCUCCAACCCCUCCGCCUCCUCGAGGCCGCUCCGGCCCUUUGCCUCCCAUCCCAGGCCAGUCACAGCGAGGGGGCCCAUCCCCUCAUGCCGCACGUGGAGGCGUGCCACCCCCGCCUCCUCCAACGAGCAGAGGCGGCCCUCCACCGCCACCGCCACCAGCACACUCUUCUCAGUUCUCCUCACUGCCAAAGCCCCCCCCACCCUCCUCCCAUAACUUGCCUCCUCCCUUGCCGCCGUCUAGCCAACAGUCCUCAAUGGGUUUCCCGCCUCCUCCUGUCCCAUCUACACCAAGCAGAGGUGGUGGAGGAGGUGCUCCACCUCCUCCUCCGCCCCCUCCUCCUCCUCCUGCUCCACUCUCUCACACCUCUAUUUCCUCAGAUUUCCCACCUCCUCCUCCUUGCCCCGGUGGCCCACCACCUGUCGCUCCAUCCACUGGACAAGGGGACAGCAGAGGAGCUCUGCUGGAUCAGAUCCGACUGGGGAAGAAGCUCCGAAAUGUGACAGACACUCCUGAUGCAGCUCCACCUGCACCACCAGAGUCAGGCGAGGGCAUCGUUGGUGCUCUCAUGAUGGUCAUGCAGAAGAGGAGUAAAGUCAUCCAUUCCUCUGAUGAAAGUGAAGACGAGGGUGGAGACGACGACGACGAUGACGACGAGUGGGAUGACUGAACUGAUGAGUUGAACUUGAGUCCACUGUGAUUUUAGUGAACCUCUCAUUUGCAAAACGGUUACAUGUUGUUGGACCAAAAACUGCAAACUGGAAAUUGUACACGUCAGAAACUGCGUGGACGAUUAAAUAAACAAAUAAUUCAUUGGAAAUGGACGUGACAGUGAAAGAAAACAAGUUUAAGAGAAUUCUGCAAUGUUUAUAUAUUUGUUUGAACAUUUCCAGUGUAGGAUUCAUCAGCAUGACAGCACGUAGCACUGUGUUACUCACAACGACGGUGAACGGUGGCUCUGGCUGGGAAAUAUCUUGUUCCUUUGCGCUUCCAUUAAAAAGAGCCAUUUUAAAAAUCUGCAAAUACAGCAUAAGACAGAACACCGACAAUCAAUACUAAAUCUGAGCCAGUUUCAUUCCCAUUUUUAUAACAUACUGUACAUAAAAAAAAAAAACAUUAUGUUCCUGUAUCAUUUUCUCAUACAUCUGUGCAAAGAUCCCCAAUUCCCUCGAAUACCACCACCGACAAAGUGCAUAACUGGAAGAACACUGUACGCUAUACGUAUCUUCAACACUCACAUACUGUAGGUCACUAGAGCACAGGACAGUAAUUGAGCCAUUAUAUGACAUCAUCCAAUGGAAUUAGCUUAGCACAACACAUUACACCUUACACGAACAACGUUACACACCGAGGCUGAAAACAGAACGACAGUAAAAUGUACAACUUGCAACAAACAGCAACAGAUAUGCAUGCAACAUAUGCAUUCAUCAUAUUAUCUUCAUACAAGAGUAAUCCAAUGACCAUAUCAUAACCAUAUAUAUUAUAUUCACAAUCAAUAUAUUACAUUUCUGUUUCAAGAUACUUAAAAAUACCAUAUCUGUGGUUUUGCCUAUUAACUACGUGCUGCAUACUUUACAUCACAGUCUACCAUUUUCCAAAACGGCAGCUAAUUUGAAAUAUGUGACCCAUCACAAUGACUGGUCUCCAGGUCUGUUUGAAACUCUUCUUCGCUGGUGCGUUCAAUGACCAAGAAAAACUGACAUUUAAGAAAACCUGUGCUAUAAGCCAUGUUUUUUUUGAAAAUCAAAGCUAGCAGACACAUUAAAAGUAAGCACGGG
Molecule: messenger RNA, 2885 nt
Organism: Chelmon rostratus (copperband butterflyfish)
Lineage: Eukaryota; Metazoa; Chordata; Actinopteri; Chaetodontiformes; Chaetodontidae
Product: wiskott-Aldrich syndrome protein-like
Exons: 11
Coding region: 161-1777 (538 amino acids)
Biological process (GO): actin filament organization
Molecular function (GO): actin binding
Source: RefSeq, a predicted model, not a curated record